This is a messenger RNA of Staurois parvus, 633 nucleotides long. NCBI's taxonomy places the organism in Eukaryota, Metazoa, Chordata, Amphibia, Anura, Ranidae. The record is from the annotation of a GenBank genome assembly.
GUAAUGAGCAGUCGCAGGUUGGGAUCAGGCAGAACCGUAGUCGAGAACAAGCCAAGGUUGGUAAUGAACAGUCGCAGGUUGGGAUCAGGGAGAAGCGCAGUCGAGAACAAGCCAAGGUCUGUAAUGAGCAGUCGCAGGUUGGGAUCAGGCAGAAGCGUAGCCGAGAACAAGCCAAGGUCAUUAAUGAGCAGUCGCAGGUUGGGAUCAGGCAGAAGCGUAGUCCUGAACAAGCCAAGGUCGGUAAUGAGCAGUCGCAGGUUGGGAUCAGGCAGAACCGUAGUCGAGAACAAGCCAAGGUCGGUAAUGAGCAGUCGCAGGUUGGGAUCAGGCAGACGCGUAGUCCUGAACAAGCCAAGGUUGGUAAUGAACAGUCGCAGGUUGGGAUCAGGCAGAAGUGUAGUCGAGAACAAGCCGAGGUCAGUAAUGAGCAGUCGCAGGUUGGGAUCAGGCAGAAGUGUAGUCGAGAACAAGCCGAGGUCAGUAAUGAGCAGUCGCAGGUUGGGAUCAAGUGGAAGCAUAGUCGAGAACAAGCCAAGGUCGGUAAUGAGCAGUCGCAGGUUGGGAUCAGGCAGAAGCAUAGUCGAGAACAAGCCAAGGUCGGUAAUGAGCAGUCGCAGGUUGGGAUCAGGCAGA